Molecule: messenger RNA, 1192 nt
Organism: Sardina pilchardus (European sardine)
Lineage: Eukaryota; Metazoa; Chordata; Actinopteri; Clupeiformes; Clupeidae
Gene: hmgb2a
Product: high mobility group box 2a
Exons: 5
Coding region: 171-830 (219 amino acids)
Biological process (GO): regulation of transcription by RNA polymerase II
Molecular function (GO): DNA binding, bending
Source: RefSeq, a predicted model, not a curated record
CAAAAUUUGAAAGGGCUGGAACCACUAACAGAGUAACAAGUGGGAGGAGUCCUCGAGCCAUUUAAUCAAGCUUGUGCGGCUUCUGCUUCUGAGAAAACAUCGUUAAGAACUUCUGUACUUGCAGGCUGUGGUAGUACAACGUUAGUGGCGGAAAACAGAACUUUGCAGUCAUGGGUAAAGAUCCAAAUAAGCCCAGGGGAAAGACGUCCUCAUACGCCUUCUUUGUUCAAACGUGCCGGGAGGAGCACAAGAAGAAACACCCAGGGACCUCCGUGAACUUCACCGAAUUCUCCAAGAAAUGUUCGGAACGGUGGAAGGGCAUGUCUGCCAAGGAAAAGGGAAAGUUUGAGGAUAUGGCCAAAACCGACAAAGUUCGUUAUGACCGUGAAAUGAAAACCUACGUGCCCCCCAAAGGCACAGUAGUCGGGAAGAUGGGAAAGAGAAAGAAGGAUCCCAACGCCCCCAAGCGUCCACCGUCUGCGUUUUUCGUCUUCUGCUCGGAUCACCGAGCAAAAAUCAAGGGGGAGCAUCCAGGCAUCUCCAUUGGUGACAUUGCUAAGAAGCUUGGAGUCAUGUGGUCAAAUAUAACCCCCCAGGAAAAGAAACCAUACGAGCAGAAGGCACUUAAACUGAAGGAGAAAUAUGAAAAGGAUGUUGCAGCCUAUCGUGCUAAGGGGGUGAAAGUGGAUGCUGGCAAGAAGGGUGGACCAGGUCGGCCAGCAGGAGGGAAGAAGGCAGCACCAGUAGAUGAUGAUGACGAUGACGAUGAUGAGGACGACGAGGAAGAGGAUGACGACGAAGAUGACGACGAUGAUGACGAUGAUGAUUAAAGUGCUUGGAAACUUGAGCUGGAUUAUUUUCAAAACAAUGUGAACACGCAAUGAAUUGUUAUAUUUUUAGAUUUUCAAAACGUGUACAGAAAUGUUUAACUGUUGUGCAUAUCAAGGGUCAUUUACUGUUUUGUAAAUUAACAGCUUUUUGUUUUGUUUUCCUGAAGCACUGCUUUCUCAUGGGUAGUGGUGAUUACCCUCCCUUCUCCAUUUUUGAACUGGUUUCUACUGCUGUGUAAAGGAUUCAGAGGAACAAGUCUUGUUUAGUAAAUGUAAUGCAGUUUUUUAAAAACUGAGCUUUAAAUUGUGUGUAGACGGAACUUUUUUAUAUAAUAAAGUUUUGUAUAUUAUGAUCAAACACA